AUGAGGGCGAUUCUCGAGUCACUCACCACAGAGAGCUGGGAAGAGGAGGAGCUGAAUGUUGUGCCCACUUGUUUCCUAGAGGCUUUGUCCUGCAGCCCAUUGACCAGGCACCCAUCUGGCUGGCUGCUCGUUGCCCCCCUCGGCUCCUCCUGGCCCACCCCGCCUCCAGCUGUCACGCCCUCCCUCUCCGCAGCCGUGCUCCUGGGGGGGGCCUUGGCCACGCUCCCCGACCGCAGCGUCUCCCCGGCAGCCGGAGCCCUCUGCGUCCAGGAGCUGAAGCGAGAGCAUUUCCAGCGGGCCUUCCCCUCUGUCCGCAAGAACUCCAGCGAAAUCCUGCCCGAGCCCCCCAUCACCUUCCGCGCCCAGCUGCUGGGGCUCCCCGACCUGCCCAGGUGGCCGCGCUACACCCAACGCAGCCCCUACCAGCCCCUGGGGAUCCCAAGUUCUUUCCUCUCCACGUGGCAGGUGACAGCGUAUAACAGACACACCUACGAGACCGUGCGGCAAAGGGUCAUUUUCACCAUUGUCCUCUCCCCAGACGCCCAGAUGCCGUUCCAGGCCGAGUUCUUCGUCAGGAACCGGGACGUGGAGGAAGUGCUGCCGCCGGACGCGCAGAAGCAGUUCCAGCAAGCCCUGGACACCAUGCUGGAGCAGAAGGACUGGAGUAUCGUCAACAUCACGUCGGCCCUGGACCGAGGGGGCCGGGUCCCCCUGCCCAUCGAGGGCAGGAAGGAGGGGGUUUACAUCAAGGUGGGCUCCCGCCGGCCCUUCUCCGACUGCUUGGUGAAGGCCACCUCCUCCGACAACCAGUUCCGGUGCAGCCUGGAGCAGCAGCCGGUCAUUCCCUGCUACGACAGCUUCAGUCCUCAGUUCCAAAUCGACUGGUGCAACGUUACCCUGACCGAUCUCUCCGGGCUCAGCACCGCCGAGGGGACUCCCGUCUGGGGCGACGGGGUGCUGGAGGACGCCAGCGAAUACAACCCCCCCACCGACUCCCCCGAGAAGGCGUUCUUGGCUGACUAUCUGCUGACCAUCUUGCUGCCGCUGCUGGUGGCCCUCCUGCUCUGCCUGCUCCUGGCCUACGUCAUGUACGGCAGGAGGGAGGGCCUGCACAAAAGGGACAUGAAGACCUCUGAUAUCCAGAUGGUGCAUCACAACACGAUCCACAGUAACACAGAGGAGCUGAGGCACAUGGCCAGCAGCCGGGACGUGCCCCGCCCCCUCUCCACCCUGCCCAUGUUCAACGUGCGCACGGGCGAGAGGGUCUCCCCACUGCCGGGCCGGCACGACAGCGCCCACGUCCCGCUCAUCCUCGCCCAGCAGUAACGACCGGCGUGGGGCGUCCAGGGGAGUCACUGCAAACAGCCAAGGAGUCUUCUGUUGGUCGGGAGACCCGACACUUGGUUUUCCCCUCUGUGAAACAGAGAGACAGGCUGGACAGAGAGCUG
Messenger RNA from Pelodiscus sinensis (Chinese soft-shelled turtle), 1448 nucleotides. NCBI's taxonomy places the organism in Eukaryota, Metazoa, Chordata, Testudines, Trionychidae. The record is from RefSeq and is a predicted model, not a curated record.